CGAAAAGUGUUACGAAAGGUCAACUGAAAACAGUACUAGGACUAAUAGAAAAGGUCACAGUAGUCAGAAAGUGCUGAUAACGUGAGAAAGGUCACCACGUUACAGUGAUAGAAAAGGCAGCAGGAGCUAGGAAAGUCUCAGCUCAGAAACGGAAUAGGCGUAAAAAUGAUAGAAAAGCCUUGAUAUGGAUAGGAAAUGGAAGGAUUAACGUGGAAAAGUUAAUAUGACGGAUUGUUUUAUAAUUACAGACUGAAGCGGAAAAAUGGCACAGAAAGGUCAAGCCACUCCUAAACGUACGGGAACGGCGGCAGACAUCGAUCGGUUUACGGGCUACAAUCCAAAGUGUCCGGACUGUCUACGCAAUAACAAAAAGGUUGACAAGAGAUUUCCGUGCUACGCAUGCAUUCACAAGCUGGAUGACCCACAUAUCGUCUCACUUGUUGGAGUCUCGGAAGCCAAACGCGGGAACCUGGAUGUCUUCCGCAAUCUGAUAAGCGCAAGGAAUUACGGCAGCAUCCCAGUGGAAGAGCGAAUGCUACUCGAGGAUCGCUACCAGGAAGCGAUCCGGAACAACGAACCUGGUUGGGAUGACACCUUGGAGCCGUUGAAGUGUCCACAUACGGACGCGUAUCGGAAGAAAUUCGCAGAGGACCAGGAAAAGAUGCGAGCUCAGCAAAUGGAAGACGAACUCCGCGCGAAAAUUAAUGCGCAAAAUAAGAAGGCAAGCGAACAGGCCGCACGGGAGGCGUUGCCCAGUACGUCGGGUCUAGCUGCACCCCCGGGCAUGGCCAGCCUUAACGAAGACGAAAUGCAACUCGUACGACAGUCGCUUAUCAUUCAGAUUGAAACCUUAACGAAAGAUCCGGCUGCUAUGUCAGACGAGAUAUUCAAAAUGCUGUUGCGGGAGAAGAAACGAUUGCAAGACGGGUUCGCGCCGGCGCCAUACAUAAAGAAGGAAGUCGAAAGACGUAUGGAUAAUCUACGUAAAUCUCGCCGAACUGAAAGCGAUGUGCUGCAAGCACUCAGAAGCUUCAAACGGGAUGAAGGCUUCAUACGGCCACGAUCCCCUCCGCAUAGAGAAAGGUCACGCGGACAUUCACGUGAACAUGAACGGAUUUCUGAAAGACGGAGCGAAAGGUCACGUGAACACUCUCGUGAAAGGACACGUGACUACCACAGUGAAAGGUCACGCGAACGGUCCCGCGACAGGGAUUACCGUGGCGGAAGAGGAUGGGUACGCCACGGCGAUGAAGUAACAGAGAUGAGCAUUCAGAGGAAGAUCGACACAACGAAGUUAUUGGCAGCGACCAGAGAACGUGAAGACAAACGGCGCGCGGAGACAUUCCGUACAGAACCUGAAAAGGAAGGACAUCAGGUGCCGACGGAAGUUGCUUUCCGUAAUCGUAACGUUAGGAUGUCAACACCCGAAAGGUCAUGGGAUAGAAGACGCGAACAUACGCGAAAUCGAACGCCCGACCCACGCGAUAAAAGAUGGCAACAGAGGGCUGCAUUCUACGCGACCUUUGACUCGGGCGCAAAUAAAAGGUCAUCAAGCACUGAACGGGAAGAUUCACCCCCAAAGUAUCAGCGGGUGGAGUCAGUGGUUCAUGUAGUGGAUCCAAUUGUGAGCGUCGUACAAGAAGACGAUGCGAUGGAAGGGACUAGCUCGAUUGCGGAAACGUCUCAAGAGAACGUGACCCAUCGACGAAAUGUAAUUCUGGAUAGUGACCUUCAACCGGAACAACCGGCGAGUAACGAACCGUCGCAGCCUGAGUCAGGAGAGCGACGGGAACCAGAAGGUCAACGAGAACCGGAUAAUCAUCGCCGGGCUGAUCAGCGACAGAACUCCAGAUUUGAUAACCGACAACCGGAUACCAUCGACAUGGAAUAUAAUACGACUGAUAUUGAUGAACAAACGGUCGAAAUUUGUCGAUACUUUGGACUUGAGCCGGAUUCGGUUGAAGCCAACAAAAUUGGCACAAUUCUGAGACAGUUGAGCCAAUUCCUACUCGACUCGGGUUAUGCGAGAGAGAUUAAACAAGGAGUGGAACAAGGACUUUUCCGUCAGUUAUUCAUCCACCGCGACUCAGUACGGGACUGUUAUCUCCCUAUUCGACGGAAUGGACUACAUAGUUUGGUGGAUUUGAGUUUAUUGGAUGUACCGCUGGACACAACUGAUCCAAUCGGGAUGACACAGUUCUAUUAUAGAGACUAUCCCGAACGCCAAGAAUACGUGGCUCAGUUUGUUCUACGACAUGUGAACCCAGCUUUCAAGUUGCUUGCAGCAAGGGCGUCGAUAGGACUACAGGUGGAUCCUAAGGACUAUGCCGCAAAAAGGAUGGGGCAAAAGGUCUUUGCUGCGAGACUGGCACAUUACAAGACACAAAACCAAUUGGUGUCUAAUACCAUGAAGGACGACAUUCCACCGUUCUUCCGAGCUCAUGUCGCUAAAUUGGGACAACCGAUGGAACAUAUCAGCAUAGCGCAUACGGCUCGCAAGGCGCUGAAAAAGUGCAAGACACGAAUGGAAAAGGGCAACUUGACACAGCGCCACGCAUCCCAAGUAGAAGAAAGGAUUAAUAAGAUUAAAGAUUCCCUGGGAAGCGACUACGUCGAGCCGGUGGACGGAAUCGAAACUUACAUUGAUGAUUUCUUAGUGAAGAAAAGUGACCGUCGUCCAGACCGUGCGCCUAACCAGAUGGGACGACGCGGCAUCCGAAACCAACAGCUGCGGGAUAAUCUCGCCGACGUGCAGCGUCGAUUGGCGGAAGACCCUGAUAACCGCAGACUGCGACUCGAAGAGAAUGACGCACGCCAUCGACUUGAGGCGGUUAGGCGCAGCCGCCAAGGUAAAGGUCGUGGCCAGCGCGAAGUUGACCCGACAAAGGUCAUGGAAGUUGACUCGACGGAACCAGUUGACCGAACUUCCGACCGAAACCAACCGGAAAGCGCUAAGAAACGCCCGCCGAGAAAUGAUGAGGGCGAUUCAAAUGAAAUGGAAUAGUGUUGACCUUUAGGAUCACACUAUUAAAAGGACGUCUACGGCAUUUGUCGCGUUUAUAGCACAGAAUUGCCUAAAAGAAAUCAUGUGGAGUAUCUAUUGGGGUUGAAAUUGAUUCGGUCUAUAAAGCCGGCCCCAAGGGAGUAGUUACGGCAGUUAGCCGGCUCUCCUCUCUAAGCGACUCAGUGUUAUAAAUGCACAAGAGAAACAACGGUAAUCAAGCCGGAUCUCUUGAAUACGAAACGGGGCCACAAGCGGCGAAAAAGAGAAAGACAACAGGUGGAAUAUUGAUGAGGUUAACUUAAUGCGGCAAUCAGCCGGCCUCAUUAGAGUUGUUACGGUAAACUGCGCCGGCACUCUUCUUAAGCGAUUCAGUGUUAAAGGUGAAACGAGAAAAACUACGGUAAUCGAGCCGGAUUUCUCGUAAUAACGUAAGCCACAAGCGGCGAACAAGAGUAAAAGAUUAAAUGUGGAAAUUUCAUGGGGUAAAUUCAAUGCGGUAACUAGCCGGCCCCAUCAGAGAUGCUACGGUAAACUUGCCGGCACUCUGGCCGCUCGAGGCAUACUGAAGUUGGAUGUGCGACGGAAAGGUCAAACUGCAAGUUUUACCAGGGAGGCAAGCGAAGAAGUGCUUGAAAGCCGCAGGAAAUUGGCUAAGUCCCUCCAUGACCUUUAACGGAAAUUUUGACGAGUGGGGUGACCUUUGGGAUCAUCAAUUGCCCAACAGAGUCACCGUAUUGGAAGUUAAGUCGCAUGACCUUUGGGACCAUUAACCCAAAAUGAGUCGCACAUCUCAACGGAUCAUCUCAACAAAGGAUGACCUUUACUAGGGAGGAAGCGAACUACGCUUGUCUUCAUUGACGUCCCUCCAUGACCUUUAUGGAUCUCAUUUUGAAGUCGUACAAUUGAUACGCACCAUAUUCCAAAGAUGAAGCAGUAUUCUUAAGUCGUACUUGAUACGCACCUGAUUCUCAAGCGGAUUGUGAUGAAGUCGCAUUACGGAUGCGCAGGAUUGCUCAACGGAGCGGAAUGGGCCAAAGUGCGGAGAACGGUGGACAGGACCUGUGACCUUUACGAGUCAGAAAUGGAGGAUCCUAGUCUACAAUUUGAUUAAUACUUUUGUUGAUCUGUUACUGUUGAUCUGUUCUAAUGAUUUGAUAGUAUUUUUAUAAUUGGAUCUCUUUAUUCACAUCGUAUUAAAAUGAAAUUGUGCCUUUAUGUAAUUGAUGUGAUAAAAAUGGAUUAAGAGAAUUUGAUGUUUUUGAGCACACACAGACACCGGCGACCGUCGUCUUCUCGUGGAUUCGGGAGUGUGUCCAGCCUCACAGGAGCUCGGCAUCCCCCCAGAGGCAUGUGAGACCGGGAUCACUAGCGUUCACGUCAGUGGCGCUAGGCGCUACGCCUUUGGAUUAUGGCCUGUGUGUGUCUCUCUUCUGAUUGGCUUGUGUUUUGUUAGUGGGCGCGGCAUAGCACGUGCUGCACAGCGUUGCACGCUGUUGAAUGGGCUCCACGCUUUACGAUCGAGCUGCGCCGAUCAGUGUUGAUUUUCUGUUGUCGGAAUUUUCAAUAUUAUUAAAAGUCAGCGAUUACGGUGCGACGUUUUGUGUUUCCGCAUAGCUCGCGACCCAGAUCGUGUCGCUCACUCCACGGGAUAGAUUCCGUUUCUGUCUCCGUCUGUGGAUCCAUUCUGGAUCUACCAUUAGACUACGAUUGUUGUAGAAAGGAAGAAAAGCCCCUCCCUCCUACCACAUCAAUCUACAACAAAUUUUCCGAAAUACAACAUUUUUCCUGGAACUGUCGCGUCCAUACUUUCGAGAAUUACAACAAAAAAUGCUACAACAAAGCUGACUGUCGUGCAUACUUUUUCUACGAUUGUUGUAAGAUUUCUAUUGUAUUCCGAAUU
Messenger RNA from Paramacrobiotus metropolitanus, 4904 nucleotides. RefSeq lists its product as uncharacterized. Lineage: Eukaryota; Metazoa; Tardigrada; Eutardigrada; Parachela; Macrobiotidae. The record is from RefSeq and is a predicted model, not a curated record. Bases 263 to 3004 code for a protein of 913 amino acids. The transcript has 2 exons.